AUGAAGAAAACCAAACUGUUGCACAGCCACCCACCAAAUGAGCAUGAAGAAGAUGAAGAAGAAAGAAGAAGAAAGGACAUGAAGCCCUACAUCCUCCAACUGCCAAACCACCUGACUGUUGAGAUCUUCUGCAAAAUCCCAAUUAAAACCCUCAUCCAAUGCAGGUGUGUGUGCAAGUCUUGGCGUUGUUGGCUCUCAGACCCCGAAUUCACCAAAUACCUCUUCUCAGAAACACCUACUUGCCUUUUGCUCCAAAACAGCAGCUCCAGAAACCCCAACUCGACUGGCCUCUUCUUGAUCGACCUCGACAACGCUUCUAGCAGGAAUGACGUUGUCAUUAAGCUUCAUAAAGACCCUAAUGUCCCAACUCUUGGUGUACAAAUCGUGGGUUCCUGCAAUGGCUUCCUAUGCCUAUACGACAGGAUCAACUAUGGCCGAUUUUAUGUCUCCAACCCCGUUUUGGGUGAGUCUUUAACUCUUCCAAAACUUCCCAAGGAAAUUGAUUUUCCAUUUCUGUCGGGGUUUGGGUUUUGUCCCAUCAAUGAUGUCAAUGCUUAUAAGUUAGUUCUGGUUUCAUCUCCUAGUGAAGGAUGUAACCAAGGGGAGAUAAUGGUUUUGACUGUUGGCUCUGGGGGUUGGAGAAAUGUUGGGAAUUUUGUGUACCCUUUUCCUUUUGGGUACCAAUCAUGUGGGAUUUUCCAUAAUGGUUUUCUUCAUUGGAUUUCUCAGUGCAGUGACAACUCUGUUUUGAUUUGUGCCUUUGAUCUUGAAAGUGAGCGCUUCCAAGAGUUGCCGCUGCCGCCUUGGUCUUUGGAAAAACCUCUUAUCAGCCUUGGGGUCCUGAAAGGUUGGCUCUCCAUAUUUGUCCCCUCCAAAGGUAAUAUCAAUGUUUGGGUGAUGAAGGAUUAUGGUGUGCAGGAGUCUUGGACCAAAGAGCUUGUCCUUAAACAGGUGAUUGGUUACUCAGCUAGCUCUUCUGCUACCCAAGUAUUGAAAUUUACCAAGAAGGGAAAAGUCUUGUUCUUUCAAAAGUAUAAACUGAGGGUUUAUACUCCUGGAAAAAGGGGCUCCAUCCCGGCAGCGGUUGAUGGGAUACCAUUAAUGGUUGAAGCAUUUGUGCAUAUUCCAAGCUUUGUUUCUCUUAACGAUGCCAUCAUGGAUUUGAGUUCAAAUGGAAAAUAUUAA
Molecule: messenger RNA, 1185 nt
Organism: Prunus dulcis (almond)
Lineage: Eukaryota; Viridiplantae; Streptophyta; Magnoliopsida; Rosales; Rosaceae
Product: F-box protein At3g07870-like
Exons: 1
Coding region: 1-1185 (394 amino acids)
Molecular function (GO): protein binding
Source: RefSeq, a predicted model, not a curated record